Molecule: messenger RNA, 2900 nt
Organism: Diceros bicornis minor
Lineage: Eukaryota; Metazoa; Chordata; Mammalia; Perissodactyla; Rhinocerotidae
Gene: DTX3
Product: deltex E3 ubiquitin ligase 3
Exons: 6
Coding region: 1231-2274 (347 amino acids)
Biological process (GO): protein ubiquitination; Notch signaling pathway
Source: RefSeq, a predicted model, not a curated record
UUCCCCCAGGCUUCCUGGGGAAGAUGUCCUCUGCCUGGAAGGCAGGAAGAGUACAUACAGCAAGGUCCUGGGAAAGUGAAGAAGAAAGUGACCAACCCUCCAGCCCAGAGGGGGAGUGAAGAAAGGGGGUGGACAAAUAGAGGUUGUUGCCAGUCUAGGAGAUCAGUACUGCUUGGGGAGGAGGCCAUUUGGCUGGUGGAAAAACCUGGCUUGAUGUGACCCCAGGGAAGUGAGUUGGACUGGGGGCGGAGAUUGCUCUGAUGUGGGAAGCAGAACAGAGCACAGCUUUCUUUUUUUCUGUGAGAGUUUUUAACUAUUUCAACCAUAGACUUGACCCCACCCCCCCGCCAAGGCAUUUAAAAAAAAUGUAUUCACUCCCUAUCCUGCACCAGCCUCAAUAUCCCUGUUUGUGGAAAGAGAAAAAUCAGAGGCGCUCACCAAUAGCCAUCUGGGAACAGGUUGUUGGGGUCACAGAAGGUAACAAUCUAGGUAAAGGCAAGAGAUGAGGGAGGGGAUUGAAAUGGUUUAGUCCUGGGGUUUAUCUUUUAGAACCAAUGCUAUUCUUUUUACUGUGAUUCUUCUUCCCAUCCCAUAUUCUUCUUCAAAGGCCCUUCCAGCAUAAGGAUCACAAAAAAAUUGCCCCUCUUCCCCAUCUACCUAAACCAACACUCCUCACCCACCCAUCCACCACCAGCUCCCAGCAGCUGCCACGCAGCUGGCUGGGAAAAAGGGAGAGGGUUCCUGCCGGGAGGGGAAGGGAGAAGAGUGGCGUCUCUGAGGGAUUUAACCUCCUACCCUCGGUUCCAGGACGCCACCCCCUCCUCCAAAGACUGGGACGGCGCCUCCAUUUUUGUUUUGGGGCGGAAGGGCAGGGGCUGGUGGAAAGAAGAGGUCAAAAGGAAACGGUGGUUAUCAACCGAGAGGGGGGAAGAGGGUGCCGUCCUCCCUCGUUCCCUUCCCUUCAGUCUGCACCCCCUGCAAACUGCCCCCACCUUCUCAGGGUCUCCCCCCUCCUUGUUGCUAAGGCCCAGACCGUCAUCCCAGCAACAGCCUCAGUCAUGUGACCGGCAAUGGCGGCGCUGACGAGAGUCCUGGUCAGCCGAGUGUGGAAAUAGAGGGAUUUCUGCUGCUGUUUCCGUCCAUGGGCUUUCCAGGUCACACAACCUACAAGUAGGGAGCAGGGACACAGAGGGAGAGCCUGCAUGCCAAUUCUAAGCUCUUCAGGAUCAAAUGUCGUUCGUCCUGUCCAGAAUGGCAGCCUGUGGAGGCACCUGCAAGAACAAAGUGACUGUCUCCAAGCCUGUGUGGGACUUCCUGAGCAAGGAGACCCCAGCCCGACUGGCCCGGCUUCGCGAGGAGCACCGUGUGUCCAUCCUCAUAGAUGGCGAGACUUCUGACAUCUAUGUUCUCCAGCUUUCCCCACAGGGCCCCCCCCCGGCCCCUCCCAAUGGGCUCUACCUGGCCCGGAAGGCUCUCAAGGGGCUUCUAAAAGAGGCAGAGAAAGAGCUGAAGAAAGCUCAGAGGCAGGGGGAGCUUAUGGGCUGCCUGGCGUUGGGGGGUGGGGGGGAGCACCCCGAGCUGCACCGCCCAGGCCCACCUCCUCUCCGAGCAGCCCCGCUCCUGCCCCCAGGGGCACGGGGACUCCCCCCACCUCCACCUCCCUUGCCCCCUCCUCUUCCUCCCCGCCUUCGGGAAGAGGCAGAAGAGCAGGAGAGCACUUGCCCCAUCUGUCUGGGGGAGAUCCAGAACGCCAAGACCUUGGAGAAGUGCCGGCACUCGUUCUGUGAGGGCUGUAUCACCCGGGCCCUGCAGGUGAAGAAGGCCUGCCCCAUGUGCGGGCGCUUCUACGGGCAGCUGGUGGGCAACCAGCCCCAGAAUGGGCGGAUGCUGGUCUCUAAGGACGCCACACUCCUACUGCCCAGCUAUGAGAAGUACGGCACCAUCGUCAUCCAGUACGUCUUCCCGCCCGGUGUCCAGGGGGCUGAACACCCAAACCCAGGAGUUCGGUAUCCUGGCACCACACGGGUGGCCUACCUCCCGGACUGCCCUGAGGGCAACAAGGUGCUGACCCUGUUCCGCAAGGCAUUUGACCAGCGUCUCACCUUCACUAUCGGCACGUCCAUGACCACAGGGAGACCGAAUGUCAUCACCUGGAAUGACAUCCACCACAAGACCAGCUGCACCGGAGGACCCCAGCUGUUUGGGUACCCGGACCCCACCUACUUGACCCGGGUGCAAGAGGAGCUGAGAGCCAAGGGUAUCACAGAUGACUGAAGGACAUCCCCUUUGCAAGGCCCCUGCCGUUCUCCUCCACUAGGACCCAACAGAAGCCUCUGUUCUCCUCUCUCCCUCUGCCCCCCCCCCCACACCACACUAGUCGGGGACCUGUCUGACUGGGGAAGGAGUUCAGAGAGGAAGGGGGCAGUCCCGUCCCCUGUCCCCCACUGGCCGAGUGCUUCAGUGCAGUGUGAGCCACUCCCUUCUGGCAGGGUCCCAGGCCCUGCUCCCCUCCUCCUAUGUACAUACUCCCAGCUUCCCUGGCCCUCUCUUGCCCUUGGCUUUUUCUGGUUUGUGCUGUGCUCCAGUGAGUAAGCUGAGAAAGGACCUGGGUGGGGAGGGCAGGGUCUCUUCAACCCCCCUGCCCCCACAUACUGCUCCUGCUGAACUUGUCGGUUCAGGGGGCUUAUUGGGCUGCUGUGAGCCCCCAUGGAGCCGGCUGUGUGUGUUCUUCAGAAACAAUUCCCCUUCUACCUUAACCUCGUCCUUUCUCUCCUGUGUCUCUGUCUGUCUUUCUCUCGCUCUUCUCUGCCCCCUAUAAGGAGCCUCCUUACCCUGUUCUGGAAUCGCUGCCAGACUGUAGCUUUUAAUUUAAUAAAAAUAAAGUAAAAUAUGCAACUCUC